AUGGGUAGACAACGCGCAUUUCGCGGGCACCCGGCGACGUGCCUCGUCGCGGGUGCGGCUCCACACGGUUGUUUUGCUUUGCAGCGCUCCCCUAACCCUUCUCUCAUGCAGGCGGAAGCACUGGCUGCUUUUUUCUUGCCUUGCUGGCAUUCGCCGGCGGUUUGCCCCAACGCAUCGGUGCCUGCACGGACUCUGACUCGCUGCGGAUUGACGCCUUUGAAGAGGAGAGCAGCGCGCCUUGGCGCGGCAAUUGGAAGUAUUAUUUUGUGUCCUAUUUUUGGCGUUCACGGCAUCUCCGCACGGAUGGCGCGUCGCGUGGUUCUAGCGGCUGGCCGCUUUGUGCACUCACGACGAGAGCGCAGCUGCCGUGGGUUGGUCUGCGGACCAAUUGGCGUCUGGGUGUUUGCUGGGCCCCGUCCGGGGUGCAAAGGUGCGUCCGCCGGGCCGAACUGCGGUCGCCUUGUUUCGCUCUUUCGCUCUGCGGGGGCCGCCGCCAGGCGGAUACUCCUCGCGAAGAUUGUACGUGAGGAAAUAAGGUGGUGUUUGAUCUACUUAUCUUUGCAUCGAUUGUCGGGAAGCGUAAGUUUUCGAAGCCCAUUCAAACCCAACCCGCUCUGCCGCCGCGUGGGAGGCGGGUUAAAAGCCUCCUUUUGCGUCGUUACGCGGUGA
This is a messenger RNA of Trypanosoma conorhini, 669 nucleotides long. RefSeq lists its product as uncharacterized. The transcript has a single exon. NCBI's taxonomy places the organism in Eukaryota, Euglenozoa, Kinetoplastea, Trypanosomatida, Trypanosomatidae. The record is from RefSeq and is a predicted model, not a curated record. The coding region runs from base 1 to 669 and encodes 222 amino acids.